Molecule: messenger RNA, 5006 nt
Organism: Rosa rugosa (rugosa rose)
Lineage: Eukaryota; Viridiplantae; Streptophyta; Magnoliopsida; Rosales; Rosaceae
Product: ABC transporter C family member 10-like
Exons: 13
Coding region: 440-4861 (1473 amino acids)
Biological process (GO): transmembrane transport
Cellular component (GO): plant-type vacuole; vacuolar membrane
Molecular function (GO): ABC-type transporter activity; ATP hydrolysis activity; ATP binding
Source: RefSeq, a predicted model, not a curated record
AUUGCCCCCUCACACAUUUCUUUUUAAAUCACAUAGAAAUUUACUAGUAGUCUUUCAAGUUAGGUUUCAUGUCCUCCUCUCUCUAGUUAGUCAUUUUUUCUUUCUUCUUUUUUAAUAAAUCCGGGGGGAUGGAUUUGUUCACUCUCAUUCAAAAAUACUAGUUCGAAGACGUAAAUUCUUUGACUACUGAAAACUUGGUUGUCAAGCUGAAGCAUAAUAUAUAGUGGCAUUUCUGGGGAUGGUUGAAUUUCUGAGCAGUAGAGCUGUUGAGGUCAGAGAGUUUGCUGAGUGAUAAAUUGGGUUACGUAGUAGAAUCAUAGUUUCUGACUUUCUGCUGCUACUGCUGCUUUGUGUGGCCUAAGAGAGAUGACCUUCUGUUCUCUUGGGCCAGUUCUCUUUGAGUAAGAAGAGCACUAGAGGUCUAUAGUAACUGAAAAGGAUGAUGGAGGACUUAUGGAGUGGAUUUUGUGGGGAAUCUGGAGGUUCUGAGAGUUUGAGUUUUCGGUUUCUGGUUCAUCCUUCUUCAUGCAUUAAUCACGCUUUGAUAAUUUUCCUAGACAUAGUUCUUCUUGUGGCGCUCUUGUUCAGUAUGUUUAUCAAGUCAUCAAAAAGAGUUCAUGUUCCAGCACGAUUUCUAGGCUUUUCGAGUUGGCAAAUAGUCUCGGCCAUUUUCAAUGGCGCUCUUGGAUUUGUGUACUUGUGCUUGGGAGCCUGGAAUUUAGAAGAGAAGCUGAGGAAUACACAUACAGCUUUGCCUUUGAAUUGGUGGUUACUUGGUCUUUUUCAAGGCUUCACAUGGUUGGUUUUGAGCUUAACUCUAAGCAUCAGGUUGCAGCAACUUCCAAGACAACCUUCAAGACUGUUGUGCAUCCUUGCUUUUUUGUUCUCUGGAGUUGUCUUUGCUCUAUCGCUCUUCGCUGUCAUUUUCAGAAAUGAAAUGUCAGUUAAGAUAGUACUAGAUAUCCUGACUUUCCCAGGAGCAGCAUUGUUGCUGUUAUGUGUUUUCAAGGGGUAUAAGUAUGAAGAUGGUGAUGAGGUCAGUGACAAUGGCCUUUAUGCCCCUCUCAAUGGUGAGUCCAAUGGUAUUAGUAAAGGUAAUGAUCAUGCAACCCCAUUUAGCAAAGCUGGAUUGUUCAGUAAAAUGUCAUUUUGGUGGUUAAAUUCAUUGAUGAAAAGAGGUAGGGAGAAAACACUGGAGGAUGAAGAUAUACCGAAGUUGCGCAAGGAAGAUAGAGCAGAAAGUUGCUAUUCGAUGUUCUUGGAGCAACUGAGCAAGCAGAAACAAAUUGAGCCAUCUUCCCAGCCAUCAGUAUUAAAGACUAUAAUCCUAUGCCACUGGAAGGAGAUUUUACUAUCUGGUUUCUUUGCUUUGCUGAAGAUACUCACUAUUUGUGCUGGUCCUUUGCUUCUCAAUGCCUUCAUUUUGGUUGCGGAGGGAAAUGAAAGUUUCGAGCACGAAGGUUAUCUGUUAGCCGGAGCACUUUUUGUCUCGAAAACCAUUGAAUCCUUGUCACAAAGACAGUGGUACUUCAGGUGCAGGCUUAUUGGUUUGAAAGUUAGGUCUUUGCUGACAGCAGCCAUUUACAAAAAGCAAUUGAGAUUAUCUAAUGCUGCUAAGCUGGCACACUCAGGUGGUGAGAUCAUGAAUUAUGUUACUGUGGAUGCUUAUAGGAUUGGAGAGUUUCCAUUUUGGUUCCAUCAGACUUGGACUACUAGCGUCCAGCUCUGUUUUUCUUUGGUAAUUCUUUUCCGUGCAGUCGGCCUGGCUACAUUUGCAGCCUUGGUGGUGAUACUUUUGAGUGUGAUUUGCAAUGCUCCAGUUGCUAAGCUACAACAUAAGUUCCAGAGUAAGCUUAUGAAGGCUCAAGAUGAAAGGCUCAAGGCUAGUUCUGAGGCUCUAGUGAACAUGAAGGUCUUAAAGUUAUAUGCAUGGGAAACACAUUUCAAGAAGGCAAUAGAGAAGUUAAGGAAGGAGGAGCACAAAUGGUUAUCUGCAAUGCUGUUAAGAAGAGCAUAUAGUACUUAUCUAUUUUGGUCAACUCCUGUUUUGGUCUCUACUGCAACAUUUGGGGCAUGCUAUUUUCUCAAAAUUCCGUUACAUGCAAACAAUGUUUUCACUUUUAUCUCAACUUUGAGACUUGUUCAGGACCCCAUUCGAACCAUACCUGAUGUUUUUGCAGUUGUGAUUCAAGCCAAGGUUGCAUUUGGUCGUAUUGUGAAAUUCCUUGAGGCACCUGAGCUGCAAACUUCAAAUGUCCGGAAGUGCAACAUGAAGAAUGUAGCUAACUCCAUUGAAAUUAAGUCAGCUAAUUUUUCAUGGGAAGAGAAUUUAUCGAAGCCCAUACUGAGAAAUAUAAAUUUAGAGGUUAGACCUGGUGAAAAGGUGGCUAUAUGUGGUGAAGUCGGCUCAGGCAAAUCAAGUCUUCUAGCUGCAAUUCUUGGAGAAAUUCCAAAUGUGCAAGGAAAUAUUCAAGUUUAUGGGAAGAUUGCCUAUGUUUCUCAAACAGCAUGGAUCCAGUCAGGAACCAUACAAGAAAAUAUUCUCUUUGGUUCUUGUAUGGAUAGUCAGAGAUACCGAGAGACGCUUGAGAGAUGCUCACUAGUAAAGGACCUUGAGCUGCUUCCCUAUGGUGACCUUACUGAAAUAGGAGAGAGAGGGGUGAAUCUAAGUGGAGGUCAGAAGCAGCGGAUCCAACUUGCACGCGCUCUCUAUCAGGAUGCUGAUAUAUAUCUCUUGGAUGAUCCAUUCAGUGCUGUUGAUGCGCAUACUGCCACAAACUUAUUUAAUGAAUAUGUAAUGGAAGCACUUUCAGGCAAGACAGUUCUACUUGUGACCCAUCAAGUUGAUUUCCUGCCUGCAUUUGAUUUCGUUUUGUUGAUGAUGGAUGGGGAGAUCCUACAAGCAGCUCCUUAUCAGCAUCUAUUGGCUUUAAGCCAAGAAUUCCAGGACCUUGUCAAUGCGCACAAAGAAACUGCUGGUUCCGAAAGGCUUUCAGAUGUCACUUCUGCACAAAAUUCUGGAAUAUCAUCUAGAGAGAUUAAGAAGAGUUAUGUUGAGAAGCCAUUAAAAGAAAAUAAAGGUGACCAAUUGAUUAAACUAGAAGAGAGAGAAACAGGAGACACAGGUUUUAAGCCAUACAUACUGUAUCUGAAACAGAACAAAGGGUUCUUGUACUUCUCAAUUGCCGUUUGCCUCCACUUCACUUUUAUUAUGAGUCAGAUUGCACAGAACUCUUGGAUGGCUGCUAAUGUUGAUAAUCCGAGUAUUAGCACAUUGCGGUUGCUUGUGGUUUACUUAUCAAUUGGAUUCUCCGCAACAUUUAUUUUUCUGUUUAGAUCUCUUGCAGCAGUUGUUGGGGGUCUUGAGACAUCAAAGUCGUUGUUCUCACAACUACUAAACUCCCUUUUUCAUGCACCCAUGUCAUUCUAUGACUCAACACCUCUGGGAAGGAUACUUAGUCGUGUUUCAUCUGAUCUGAGUAUCACAGAUCUUGAUAUUCCAUUCAGCAUAGUAUUUGCUUGUGGAGCUACCAUGAAUGCCUAUUGCAAUCUUGGAGUAUUGACUGUUGUUACCUGGCAAGUCUUGUUUGUCUCCAUACCAAUGGUCUAUGUCGCAAUUCAGCUACAGAAAUAUUACUUUUCCACUGCAAAAGAGUUGAUGAGGAUCAAUGGAACAACUAAGUCCUUUGUAGCAAACCAUCUAGCAGAGUCUGUAUCGGGAGCCAUUACCAUUAGAGCUUUCAAUGAAGAAGAGCGCUUCUCGGCAAAGAGCUUUCACCUCAUUGACACAAAUGCUAGUCCUUAUUUCCACAGCUUUUCUGCAAAUGAGUGGUUAAUCCAACGAUUAGAGAUAAUCAGCGCAUCGGUUCUUGCCUCUGCAGCACUUUGUAUGGUUUUGCUUCCUCAUGGAACCUUUACCUCUGGGUUUAUUGGGAUGGCACUUUCUUAUGGUCUAUCACUAAAUGUGUCCUUGAUCAACUCAAUUCAGAACCAGUGCACUAUAGCAAAUUACAUCAUUUCUGUUGAAAGACUAAAUCAAUACAUGCACAUUCCAAGUGAAGCCCCGGAAGUAAUAGAGGGAAACCGUCCACCGGCCAACUGGCCUGUUGUAGGAAAAGUGGAGAUACAAAAUUUGCAGAUUAGAUAUAGGGAUGACACACCACUUGUUCUUCGAGGGAUUAGUUGUGUUUUUGAAGGAGGACAUAAGAUUGGUAUUGUUGGCCGGACAGGCAGUGGGAAGUCUACACUCAUCGGUGCUCUAUUUCGGCUGGUCGAGCCAACCGGAGGGAAGAUCAUAGUCGAUGGCAUUGACAUCUGCACUAUAGGACUUCAUGAUCUGAGGUCAAGAUUUGGAAUAAUACCUCAAGACCCUACUCUCUUUAAUGGCACCGUCAGAUACAAUUUGGACCCCUUAUCUCAACAUUCAGACCAGAAAAUAUGGGAGGUUCUUGGAAAGUGUCAGCUUCGAGAGGUUGUUGAGGAGAAAGAAAAAGGCUUAGACUCGUUAGUUGUGGAUGAUGGAUCAAACUGGAGCAUGGGGCAAAGGCAACUGUUCUGCCUCGGGCGCGCUCUUCUAAGGAGAAGUCGGGUAUUGGUGCUUGAUGAAGCAACUGCAUCCAUCGACAAUGCAACUGAUACGAUCCUGCAGAAGACUAUAAGGACUGAGUUUGAAGCUUGUACAGUAAUUACAGUAGCUCACAGGAUACCAACUGUGAUGGAUUGCACAAUGGUUCUUGCCAUUAGCGAUGGAAAGAUAAUGGAGUAUGAUGAGCCAAUGAGGUUGAUGAAGAGAGAAGGCUCGCUGUUUGGGCAGCUUGUCAAGGAGUACUGGUCUCAUCUCCAGUCUGCAGAAUCUCAUUGAAUGAAACAAUAUUUCUUGUGUAGCCAUGAAAAUAGUGAAUCAGGAAGCAUGAUCAAUGUAAACUAUAGAAAUAAAGCACAAUGGUUAGAAGGUGGAGAUAGGAAGACCAUAUUCCUAAAUUAAAUCUUAUGAAAUUGGUUAAUUU